AUGCCAACGACAGAUUCGGAUAAUGAAGAUGCCAUUACAAAAGAGGAGAUUGCUGGUGAAGCUUCAGCACCACCACCAACCAAAGCCGGACUCACCAAGACCACUACAAAAAGCAAUGCAUGCAUGUCAUUAUGUUUCCCAGUCUUGGCGAUGAAUACUAAGAUAUUUUCAGUCACAGAACUCAUGAGACCAAAGCCAAAAGUCCCUGCUCAGUCGAAAACCUCAUCUUCCAAGGCAUCCACCGCAGGGCACAGCUUCAAGAACAGGGCCGGGCUAGGACUAUACACUCACGACCCUGCUGCCUUUCCUUCAAGUCGGGUCAUUUACUAUGACAAUGACUUUGUCGUGAUCAAUGACUUGUAUCCCAAAUCGGCAGUUCAUACGCUCUUGCUGCCGAGGUCACCAACGCAUAGCCAGCAGCACCCAUUCGAAGCUUUUGAGGAUGCCGAGUUCUUGGCCAAAGUCCAAGCCGAAGCCACCAAGCUGCGAAAGCUGGUAGCAAAGGAACUACAACGCCAAUUUGGAAAAUACAGCGCAGCGGACAAGCUGCGCGAAGCGGUCCUGAGCGGCCAAGUUGAACUACAAGAUGGUGAGGAUCUACCGGCUGGCCGCGACUGGGAGCGCGAGGUCAAGGUCGGCAUCCAUGCGCACCCAAGCAUGAGCGACUUGCACGUCCACGUAAUCUCGCGCGACAUGUCGUCCGACUGCAUGCGGCAUCGCAAGCACUACAACUCGUUCAAUACGCCGUUUCUCGUCGACGUGGCCGAUUUCCCACUCGCCGAGGACGACCCCCGGCGUCACCCAGGUCGCGCCGGAUACCUCAAUAGCGAUCUCGUGUGUUGGCGGUGCGGACAGAACUUUGGCAACAAGUUCAAACAGUUGAAGGAUCACUUGGCAGAGGAGUUUGAGCAAUGGAAAAGAGAAUAA
Messenger RNA from Pestalotiopsis fici W106-1, 927 nucleotides. RefSeq lists its product as uncharacterized. Gene Ontology annotation, molecular function: mismatched DNA binding; DNA 5'-adenosine monophosphate hydrolase activity; single-stranded DNA binding. The record is from RefSeq and is a predicted model, not a curated record. Lineage: Eukaryota; Fungi; Ascomycota; Sordariomycetes; Amphisphaeriales; Sporocadaceae. The transcript has a single exon. Bases 1 to 927 code for a protein of 308 amino acids. Gene Ontology annotation, cellular component: nucleus. Gene Ontology annotation, biological process: double-strand break repair; single strand break repair.